UCAGACAACUACCUCAUAUAAUCACUGUGUGUGUGUGUGUGUGUGAGAGAGAGACUGUGUGUGUGUGUGGGUCUCAGUGUCUCUUUAAAGGCGGACUUGACUUCCUGGACUGGUCACGUGUCCCAUACUCAGUGUCUUACAGCAGGCUCUGUGUGUGUGUGGGUGUGUGUGUGUGUGUAUAUAUAUAAAGUGACAGGACGUGUCCUCUCUGGUCUCUGGUGAAGAUGCAGUUCCCGCUGCUGCUGCUUCUUUUCUCUGCCGCCGCGGACCUGUCCGGUACCGCGGACCUCCGGGAGACGGGGCUCAGCAUCCCUGCCUCCGCCCCCCCGCUCCUCCUCUGUCCACAGCCCGGAGCACCGCGCGACCUUGCGCCACCCGGUCUUGCGUCGGCCCGAUCAGCCGUGGGGGAGCCCGAGGAGGCGCAGAAUGUCGGUCAUCACGGCGGCGGGUUCCGGGUGGUCCAGUGGGAGUGGACCUAUGUCCAGACUCCGUACAUCAUCGCCAUGUGGCUGCUGGUGGCCAGUGUAGCCAAGAUCCUGUUCCAUUUCUCUCAGCACUUCACCACCGUGGUUCCAGAGAGUUGCAUGCUGAUCCUGCUGGGUCUGGUUCUGGGCGGAGUUGUGUUGGUAGCCAAUAAGAAGCAACUGUAUCAACUUGACCCCGCCCUCUUCUUCCUCUUCCUGCUCCCGACCAUCGUGGGUGACGCCGGGUACUUCAUGUCGGCCCGCCUCUUCUUUGACAACCUGGGCGCCAUCCUGACGUAUGCCGUGGUGGGAACGCUGUGGAACGCCUUCUGCUGCGGCUUCAGUUUGUAUGCUGCCAAACUGCUGCAGGUCAUAGAUGAGCGUGUGCAGGCUGACCUCAUGGACUUCCUGUUGUUUGGCGCUCUGAUCUCAGCCGUUGACCCGGUGGCGGUUCUUGCCGUGUUCGAAGAAGUUCACGUCAAUGACACGCUCUUCAUCAUCGUGUUCGGAGAAUCUCUGGUUAACGACGCCGUCACCGUGGUCUUAUAUAAAGUGUACAUUUCUUUUGUGGAGGUAGGGGUGGAGAACGUGGAGACAGCAGACUACUUCAAAGGCGUGGCCUCCUUCUUUAUCGUCAGCAUCGGUGGGACUCUGGUGGGUGUGGUGUUCGCUGUCAUCCUGGGCUUCAUCACUCGCUUCACUAAGAAGGUCCGUAUCAUCGAGCCACUCUUCGUCUUCCUGCUCGUCUACCUGGCAUACCUGACCGCCGAGCUCUUCUCGCUGUCCGCCAUUUUGUCAAUGACUUUCUGUGGCAUCGGAGCCAACAAAUACGUGGAGGCCAACAUUUCGCAGAAGUCUCGGACAACGGUGAAGUACACGAUGAAGACGCUGGCGAGCAUCGCAGAAACCAUCAUCUUCAUCUUCCUUGGCAUCUCCGCCGUCGACAAGUCCAAGUGGGCGUGGGACACGGGCCUGGUGUCCUGCACCCUCGUCUUCAUCUUUGUCUUCAGAGCUGUGGGUGUGAUUGGUCAGACCUGGGUUCUGAACCGCUUCCGGCUCAUCCCAUUGGACAAGAUCGACCAGGUGGUGAUGUCGUACGGCGGCCUGCGGGGGGCGGUGGCGUUUGCUCUGGUGGUGCUGCUGGAUGGCAAGCGGGUCAAAGCCAAAGAUUAUUUUGUGGCAACAACCAUUGUGGUGGUCUUCUUCACGGUGAUGUUCCAGGGUCUGACAAUCAAACCUCUUGUGAAGUGGCUGAAGGUUCCUCGUUCCUCGAGCAGGAAGCCAACCAUCAAUGAGGAGAUCCAUGAGAGGGCCUUUGACCACAUCCUCACAGCAGUAGAAGACAUCGCAGGACUGCAGGGUUACCACCACUGGAGAGACAAGUGGGAGCAGUUUGAUAAGAACUACCUGAGUAAACUGCUGCUCAGAAAGUCUGUGUACAGGAAGAGUGAACUGUGGGAGGCUUAUCAGAAAAUUAACAUCAGAGACGCCAUCAGUGUCAUUGACCAGGGUGGAAACGUCCUGACCUCAGCUCGCCUCUCUCUUCCUUCGAUGGCGAGCAGAGCUUCUUUCCCUGAGUUCACCAACGUCACCAACUACCUGCGUGAGAACGGCAGUGGUGUGUGUCUGGAUCUGCAGGUGAUCGAUAACGUCCCCGGAGCCAAAGUAGAGGAAGACACAGAGACUCAUCACGUCCUCGCAGAGAAUCUGUACAAACCCAGGAGACGGUAUCAAUCCCACUACAGUCGUCACUUCAUGUCUCUGGGGGAGAAGGAGCGUCAGGACCGUGAGGUUUUCCAGAGGAACAUGAAGAGUCGAAUGGAGACUUUCAAGUCCACUCGUUACAAAAGACACAAGAAGGAGCGAAGUCUCAAGAAGCGUCAAGGACUCGACAGAGACAAACCCAGACGUAACGUCAGCUGGCAAGACACAGAUCCAGUGUUUGUUUCCGUGGAGUCAGACGAGGAGAAAGACGAACACUCAGACGCAGAGAAAGAGGAAGAUGUCGGGAUUACCUUCGUAGCUCGCAGAACUGAAACACCGAAACCACGACCAAAGUCAGUACCACCUGCUGUGGGGGAUAGUCACAGUCCGACAGCUGCUCCCCCUUCACCUACCAACGGGGGCAGUCUCUUACCGUGGAAGGGCAGUGUGAGCUCACCACCACCCUGUGUGUCUGUUGAGGCCACAAAGAUCAUCCCUGUGGACCUGCAGCAGGCCUGGAACCAGAGCAUCUCCUCUCUGGAGAGCGUCUCUUCCCCUCCCACCCACACAGAGCCCGUCCACCCUCGGGUGUCUGCCCUCUCAAGACUGGGAGUACCACGCCCAAUUUCCUACUCACCGCCGGGCAGCGUAGGGGGCUGCACCUCUUCCAUAGGAUCACAGGUGGUUCAGAGCUCCCUCUGUUUCCCCGAGAAGAAGAAAGAGCAGGAGAUGGAGGAGGAGCAAGAGAAGGAAGAAGAGGCAGAGCUUCAGCCUCUUCUGGCACCUCCCACCUCCCUGACGAAACCGCCACCUCCUCCAGGCUCAGCCCCCAGCUCAGGGAAGAGGAGGAAACCGUCAGUCUACCUGAGGAGUCUGGUGACAACGCCCUCAACUGGCAGCAAUGAGCCACAUAGCCGAGAUCCCACUCAGCUGUAGAACCCAGGCAUCAUCCAUGUUCCUGGGUUUAAUUCUGAAGUUAAUCAACCAUGUUUCUGUGUUUAAUCCUGAGGUUACUCAUCCAUAUUCCUGGGUUUAAUCCUGAGGUUAAUCAACCAUGUUUCUGUGUUUAAUCCUGAAUGUAAUCAUCCAUGUUACUGGGUUUAAUCCUGAAAUUAAUCAUCCAUGUUUCUGUGUUUAAUCCUGAGGUUAAUCAUCCAUGUUCCUGGGUUUAAUCCUGAGGUUAAUCAUCCAUGUUCCUGUUUUUAAUCCUGGGGUUAAUCAUCCAUGUUCCUUUGUUUAAUCCUGAAUGUAAUCAUCCAUGUUCCUGGGUUUAAUCCUGAGGUUAAUCAUCUAUGUUCCAGAUUAUAAAACUCUACUCAGUUUGAUGACUCGUACUCACUGAGGGGCGUGUCCUCUUCUCUGAACCAACUCCUCCUCUCUGUGACAGUGAGCUGAGCUGGUGUGCGUUGACUCAUCUUCACACCUCAGGCAAAUGACACAUUAUUGUCACGUGUCAGUGUGAUGUCAUCAUGUUUGUCACUUCCUGUAUUUGUAUUUGCUGUUAAAA
Solea senegalensis (Senegalese sole) is the source of this 3675-nucleotide messenger RNA. RefSeq names its product solute carrier family 9 member A5 (gene slc9a5). The record is from RefSeq and is a predicted model, not a curated record. Gene Ontology annotation, biological process: regulation of pH; sodium ion transport; proton transmembrane transport. The transcript has 16 exons. Lineage: Eukaryota; Metazoa; Chordata; Actinopteri; Pleuronectiformes; Soleidae. Gene Ontology annotation, molecular function: sodium:proton antiporter activity. Gene Ontology annotation, cellular component: membrane. The coding region runs from base 225 to 3104 and encodes 959 amino acids.